Messenger RNA from Clarias gariepinus (North African catfish), 2233 nucleotides. RefSeq names its product sodium-dependent neutral amino acid transporter B(0)AT3-like. The record is from RefSeq and is a predicted model, not a curated record. Gene Ontology annotation, cellular component: plasma membrane. The coding region runs from base 119 to 1993 and encodes 624 amino acids. NCBI's taxonomy places the organism in Eukaryota, Metazoa, Chordata, Actinopteri, Siluriformes, Clariidae. Gene Ontology annotation, biological process: sodium ion transmembrane transport. The transcript is spliced from 12 exons.
CUUAGGAAAAAAACCCCCAGAAAUUGUCAAGGUAAAAAGAAGCGAGAGCUGGUGUAAAGAGGAAAUGACAGUCAGAUCUGGCCUCUCAAGUCAUCUGUGAAGUGAAGUGAAGUGAAAGAUGGAUGGAGCUCAGAGUGGCAAAGACAUCGAGCUGAACCAAGCUCAAGGGGAGGCCGGUCAGACUGAUGAACGCCCCAAAUGGGACAAUAAGGUUCAGUACUUGCUGACAUGCAUCGGAUUUGCUGUUGGCUUGGGCAAUGUAUGGAGGUUCCCUUAUUUGUGUCAGGUAUAUGGGGGAGGGGCGUUUCUGAUCCCGUACCUCAUAGCGCUGGUGUUUGAGGGGCUUCCACUUCUUCAUAUGGAGCUAGCUAUUGGUCAGAGGCUCCGCAUGGGCAGCAUAGGAGUUUGGAACUCAAUCUCACCUUAUCUAGGAGGAGUAGGUGUGGCUUCUAUGACUGUAUCAUUUUUGAUCGGUUUGUUUUACAACACUAUACUGGCCUGGGUUUUGUGGUAUUUCUUCCAUUCAUUCCAGAACCCACUGCCAUGGGAGUCAUGCCCAGUCUACAACAAUAACACUGACAUCGUAGAAGAAUGUAAGAAGAGCACUCCAGUGAACUACUUCUGGUACAGAGAGACACUAAAUAUCACUUCAAGCAUUUCGGUUAAUGGGGGCCUUCAAUGGUGGCUAGUGGUGUGUCUGGCUUCAGCUUGGUGUAUUGUCUAUAUCUGCUUCAUUCGAGGCAUCGAGACCAUUGGCAAGGCUGUGUAUGUCACAGCUACCUUCCCAUAUCUUGUACUCACCAUCUUUCUGGUCCGGGCAUUGACUCUGCCUGGAGCUACUAUUGGAUUGCGUCACCUCUUUACACCCAAAUGGGAAACACUAAAAAACCCAAAUGUGUGGUUGGAUGCAGCAACCCAAAUAUUCUUCUCUCUGUCUCUUGCAUGUGGAGGUCUCAUUGCAUUUUCCAGCUAUAACCCGCAAAAAAACAACUGUGAACGAGAUGCUCUUAUUGUUGGCUGCAUCAACAGUGCUACCUCAAUUUUUGCAUCAAUCCCCAUUUUUUCUAUCCUUGGUUUUAAAGCAUUGUCAAGCUAUAAUGAGUGUGUGCAAAGUAAUAUCAUGGAUUUGAAAAAUGCUUUUGAUAUUCCGGAUAUGAAUAUAACAGAAGCAAAUUAUGAGGAGUGGCUUACAAAACUUAAUGCUACAAAUACACAAGCGGUGCACAUGCUAAAUCUGACGACUUGCAAUCUCCAAACGUUGCUUGAUCAGAGUGCCUCGGGCACAGGGUUGGCUUUCAUUGUGUUUACAGAGGCAGUAAUAAAGAUGCCAGGUUCCCAGGUGUGGGCCGUGCUCUUCUUUAUUAUGCUCUUCAGUCUUGGCCUUUCGUCAAUGUUUGGCAAUCUGGAGGGCGUUUUGACCCCUCUGCUGGACCUGCAUCUUAUACCGAAGUGCAUUCCUAAGGAGAUAUUCACAGGUGUAAUAUGCAUGGUUUCAUUUUUGGUGGCACUUAUAUUCGCGAUGGGAUCAGGAAAUUACUGGCUGGCCAUCUUUAAUAACUACGUAGGUUCCUUGCCUCUGCUAGUCAUCGCAUUUUUCGAGAUCACAGCCGUGAUCUACAUCUAUGGUGCAAACAGGUUCAGUGAUGAUAUAGAGUGGAUGACAGGGCGAAGACCCAACCUGUACUGGCAAGCUACAUGGAGGGUAAUCAGUCCUUUGAUGCUGCUGGUGGUCUUCCUGGCUUAUGUGGUGGUACAGGCACAAGAAAACCCCACUUAUGAAGCAUGGAAUCCAUCUUAUGAGAAAUUUCCUGCUCCACAAAUCCUGGAAUAUCCUGGCUGGGUCUACACCAUUUGCAUUCUCUUGGCUGCUAUUCCCUCCUUACUUAUUCCACUUUGGGCAUUCUAUCAGUUAAUAAAAUGGUUAAAUAAGUAUCUUUCAGACAUACAAACUAAAACAUGUUAUAAUAAUGAAGGGUAUGAGGUGGAAACAUAAGCAUUCUAAUUGAAUUUAACUUUUUAAAACGCACAUUAUUUCUUCCUAAAGGAAAACUUACCAGUUGAGAAAUCUUCAAAAAGGAUAUCCUGACACCAAAAUACUAUAACCAAUUGUAUCUAUUGUUUUUGAAUUCAACACAUAUUUGAUGUUUAUGAAAUAACGUAAAUGGACCAUUCUAUGUAAAAUAUUUUUUUAAAUUCUAGAGGUUACUGUGCAAUAAAAACCUGGAUGUUGCAA